CCCCCCCCUCUCUCUCUCUCUCUCUCUCUCUCUCUCUCUCUUACUGCAGCGUUUGGGCUCUGCUCAUACUGGGUUUUGCUUUGUUUUAGCAUCUCUCUCUCUCUCUCUCUCUGAUUUUCAGACAGUCUUCAUCUCUGUCUGUGUUUUAUUUCCGGCGGACCCAUGCACGUGGCCGCGGGCUUGCCGGAAUAACAUCCCGGAGAAAUGGGGUGCAUGUUCUCUCACCUCGCCGCCAAAUUCGCCUUCUUCCCUCCGUCUCCGCCGACGUACCACCUGGCCAAGUCUUCCGACGGCCGUCUCUCCGCCGUCCUCCGCCGCGUCCUCCAGUUUCUCGGCGGGCGGGGGGCAUCCCUGGACGUGCGGGUGGUGGAGACGAGACGAGGCAACAAGAUCGUGACUUUUUACCUGAGGAACCCUCAGGCGAGGCUCACUCUUCUCUACUCCCACGGCAAUGCCGCUGAUUUGGGUCAGCUCUACGAUCUUUUCCUCCAGCUCAAAGUCAAUCUCCGAGUCAAUCUCAUGGGGUACGAUUAUUCCGGUUAUGGAGCUUCUACCGGUAAGCCGAGCGAGUACAAUACAUACGCGGAUAUAGAGGCGGUCUACGAGUGUCUAGAGACGGAGUACGGGGUCGGGCAGGAGGAUUUGAUACUGUACGGACAGUCGGUAGGGAGCGGGCCGACGUUGCACCUCGCGGCCAAGUUACCGAGGCUUAGAGGCGUCGUUCUUCACAGCGGCAUUCUCUCCGGCCUCCGGGUUCUCUGUCACGUCAAGUUCAAGUUUUGCUGCGAUAUCUAUUCGAACAUAAACAAGAUCAAGAAGGUGAAAUGCCCGGUUCUUGUCAUACAUGGGACAGAGGACGAGGUGGUGAAUUGGCUGCACGGGAACGGGCUAUGGAAAAAGGCGAAGGAGCCGUACGAGCCGCUCUGGAUAAAAGGCGGCGGACACUGCAACCUCGAGAUCUACCCCGACUACAUCCGCCACCUCUAUCGCUUCGUCCAAGACAUGGAGAAUCCACCUCCAAGGCUCGUCUCAGAAAGAUCUUGCAAGAACUCCGACAACGCGACGAUCGAUGCUCCACCUGCUGCUUCUGCCGGCCGCCGGGAUGCUUCUCCGGCGGGUGUGGGGGCCCUUUUCCGUCGCCGGGAUGUUUCUCUUGUUGCCGGAAGCCGAGCUGCCGGUGGUGGUGCUGUAUCUGUCCGAAGCCCAGACGCUGCUGCAUCUGUAAAUGUCCGAAAUGCCCUUCCGUAAAAUGUCUGAAAUGCCCUUCCGUAAAAUGCCUGAAAUGCCCUUCUGUGAAAUGUUUCAAAUGCCCUUGUUUCCGGCCAAAAUGUCCGGAAUGCCC
Molecule: messenger RNA, 1342 nt
Organism: Tarenaya hassleriana
Lineage: Eukaryota; Viridiplantae; Streptophyta; Magnoliopsida; Brassicales; Cleomaceae
Product: protein ABHD17B
Source: RefSeq, a predicted model, not a curated record